AUGUUGGACGACGAGAGAUCACCCAAACGCCGGCGCUCGCCAGACGGCUACAUCGAGACGAAUGGCGAUGGCACUCACUUCGAGCUCGCUGAACGCCCAGCGCCGCUGUCUGGAGAAACAGGUACCCCACGUCAUGACCAGCUGGACGAAGAUCAGUAUGCACACACGUUCUACCGCGGCGAAAGAGACGGAUCAAGGAGCCAUGAGACCUCAACUCCAGCUUCCCAGUCGGUACCGCCUGAAGAGCAGACGUUCACGCCUCCGCCGGAGAAGCCUACGGCGCUGCAUUACAGGCCGAAGUUGAUAAUGAGGGGUCACAAGAGGGCUGUUUCGGCGGUCAGUUUUUCGCCUGAUGGACGAUGGAUAGCGAGCGCCUCUGCCGACGCGACGAUCAAGAUUUGGGACGCGAAGACAGGCAGGCUGGAGCAUACCCUCGAAGGCCAUCUAGCGGGCAUAUCCACCAUUGCAUGGAGCCCGGACUCCACAACCCUAGCUUCCGGCUCCGACGAUAAGUCCAUCAGGUUGUGGGAUGUGGACAAGGUUGGCUGUCCAGUUCCGCACCCGGUGCCCCUCCUCGGCCACCACAACUACGUCUACUCACUCGCCUUCUCACCAAAAGGCAACAUGCUCGUCAGCGGCUCCUACGACGAAGCCGUCUUCAUCUGGGACAUCCGGUCCGCGCGGAUCAUGCGCUCGCUGCCCGCGCACUCCGAUCCGGUGGGCGGGGUGGACUUUGUGCGGGAUGGCACGCUGAUCGUGAGCUGCGCCGGCGACGGCUUGAUGCAACUGCUAACAUGUCUCUCCCACAGCCGCAUCUGGGACACCGCAACAGGCAUGUGCCUCCGCACCCUCAUCCACUCCGACAACGCCCCCGUCACCUCCGUCCGCUUCUCGCCCAACGGCAAAUACGUCCUCGCGUGGACGCUGGACUCGUCGGUGCGCCUGUGGAACUACGUCGAGGGCCGCUGCGUCAAGACGUAUCAGGGCCACAAGAACGAGCGGUUUAGUCUCGGUGGCGCGUUUGGCACAUACGGCGAUGUGGCGAACCCGCAUGCGUUUAUUGCGUCGGGGAGCGAGGACGGGAGUAUCUUUCUGUGGGAUGUGAGCUCAAAGAAUGUGCUGCAGAGGCUAGAGGGGCAUGAUGGCCCGGUUAUGGGCGUCCAUACGCAUCCGUCUGAGCGGAAGCUGGUUAGUGGGGGCUUGGACAAGACGGUUAGAGUUUGGGUGUCCGAUGACGCCGGCCCAGCAGAGGAGGAGAUUAGCGCAAAUGGUGUGAAUGGGCACCAGGAUCAUCCAGUUAAAGAGGAGACUUGA
This is a messenger RNA of Coniosporium apollinis CBS 100218, 1314 nucleotides long. RefSeq lists its product as uncharacterized. The record is from RefSeq and is a predicted model, not a curated record. Gene Ontology annotation, molecular function: protein binding. Bases 1 to 1314 code for a protein of 437 amino acids. The transcript is spliced from 4 exons. NCBI's taxonomy places the organism in Eukaryota, Fungi, Ascomycota, Dothideomycetes.